Molecule: messenger RNA, 1945 nt
Organism: Ooceraea biroi (clonal raider ant)
Lineage: Eukaryota; Metazoa; Arthropoda; Insecta; Hymenoptera; Formicidae
Source: RefSeq, a predicted model, not a curated record
AAGUGUAAAUAAUAUUUUAUCGGGAUAUCGACGUUAUAUUUUUCUGUCGCGCUUCUCCGCUUUAAUAAAUCCAUCCUCGUGCGACCGAGCUAAAGGGUCGCAAGAAAGAAAAUCGAAAUUGUCGACAAAUCGCUGGCACCUCGCAGCAACAAAAAAAUCUCAUCCCUUCGUUCAACCACCAGCUGCAUCGCCGGGCAAGAAGCACAGGGACAACGAUCACUCCAUUUUCCCGGCAAUUGCGAGCGCGACGAAAGGCCGCUGCUUCUUGCUGCAACCCCGACAGGCUGAUAAUCGUGGCGAAGUGAUUAGUGACAAGGAGAAUGCGGCUGAAACGUGCCGGAAAUUGGAGUCGGCGAAGAAUGAAUCGAUCGUUUCAACGUCGAAAUUCAUGUCGUGCAGCGAAAUUUCGUGUUCAGCGAGGAAGAUCAGAUCCGAGGAGAAUAUUCCGAGAGAAGAUUUCGCUGGUGCUGCUGCUGCUGCUGCUGUCGGCGUUACUGCUGUUCCUCCUCAUGUUCGAGAUAAUCGGGAUUCGACGUGCCGCAGUGGGAAAUCGCACGAGGAAUCGAGAAUUCGCGAGAACCCAGCGAAUUCGCGAAAUCAGCGAGACGAAUCCGACCACGAGACCACGAACGAUGCCGCGGAACCACGCACCUCGCUCGGAAAUGCGGGAUUGUGGGGUCGGGAUAUGGCCGAUUCGGUUCAAUGGGAGCUGCGGAACUACGAACUGAGUCACCGGCUGAUGCUGCACCGGCUAGAAACCGAGGAGAAACGGCUGAAAGUGAAAAUCGCUGAGAUGGCCAUUCAGGAGAUUCGAUUCAGGAUCCGGGCACUGAACGAGGACAUUCGACGCGCGGACGAGCUGCACGAGUUGCAUCUGGCACUUGCGACGGCUCAAGCGGUAAGCCGGGUCGGAUCCGCGAACACGAUAUUGCAAAAGCGCAUUCACCGGGAUACUGUCAUUCGCAGUCAGUGGCUCCAUUAAUUUUUUUUCCGCGCUACGUGCGCUAGGUGCACUCACACGCUAUCCGAUUUUUCGCGAGAUAUCCGAUAAUCCGACGUCUCGCCCGAGCGCGAAAUUUUCCUACCUGUCGAACAUGAAUAAUCGUCAGAGAAAAUAGUUCUUGCAGAAGCGUGCUUCUCCGCGGAUACUCCCUUAAUUCACUUUAUAACGUUGCGCAAAUAUAGCAUCAACUCGCGCGCCAAGUAUCUCGCAAUUGUUUAAAAUCAAAUUAUGCUCUCCUCGUAAAAAGAAUUUGUUUAAUCUAUGACAUAUCACGCAUUAGAAAAUCUUAAGUGCUUAAGAUACUUAUCUUGCGCUCGCGAAUUGAAGGCUAUAUAUUUGAAGAGUGAAGAUCGUAGCGUAGGAUGAGCGUAGGGUUACUUAUAUAUAUAUGCCAUAAAUCUAAAAAGAUAAUGUACAAAGAAGCUUUAUUCUUACCAGCAGAAUGCCCAAGGACUGCGCGUUUGAGGACCACGUAGUUCUAAAAGGACUGGUAGACUUGAAGGAUACCAAAGGAUACGGCUGUGUGUGCUUGAAGUUAUUUUUAUUAAUCACCAUCAUAUCGCAUGUCACGAUGUCGUCAUUUAGAAAAAACGCAUGGGACCAUACAAAAUAACAAUGCGCUUAGAUUUUUGUGGUAACCGAGCAACGUCUCGAGGUCGCGUUAUUUUGUUGCGUUCGCUCUCUGCUUCUUUUUCUUUUCUUCUCUUUUUUUUUUCUUUUCAUUUUGUCACUGUGACUGUCGCAGAAUCAGAGCAAGCGCAACCAUUACAACGGAUCGUCGAUCGUACAACAAACUACGGAACAAUAAUUUUAUAUCACCUAACAAGACGCCUUCUCAUUCCAUCAACACGUAUCUUCCUUCCCGCUCCUAUCGCUUCACCGAGCUUUUUCCACCCCUCGUUAGACUUUUCGUCGUCUCCUCCUCUUUUCUUCGCUCCGUAC